UUCUAUUUAUCGCCUCUUCGCGAACGCUGCCCAAUCUCCCGCUGCCCAAUCUCCACCACAGAGGCCAGAGAAGCGGCGUCGCCACCACCAGAAGCCAUGGCUGUUCCAUUGCUGGACAAGAAGAUUGUUAAGAAGCGCGUCAAGAAGUUCAAGAGACAUCAGAGUGAUCGAUUCAUCUCAGUGAAGCCUAGCUGGAGGAGGCCCAAGGGUAUUGAUUCCCGUGUCCGAAGAAAGUUCAAAGGAUGCACCUUGAUGCCAAAUAUUGGUUAUGGCUCAGACAAGAAGACGCGCCACUACCUUCCCAAUGGGUUCAAGAAGUUUGUUGUGCACAAUGUCAGCGAGCUCGAAGUCUUGAUGAUGCACAACAGAACCUAUUGUGCUGAAAUCGCACACAACGUAUCUACCAAGAAGAGGAAGGAAAUUGUUGAACGGGCAGCUCAGUUGGAUGUUGUUGUGACGAACAAAUUGGCCAGGCUGCGCAGCCAGGAGGACGAGUAAGCAGGUCGCUUGAAGUGUUAUUUCUUUGGUGACUGUUUUUUAUUUCUUUACUUAUAAUUGAAAGAUUGAAUGAGGAGAUUUUGGGGCAAAUUUUGUUUCGACUUAGCUGCUAUUUUUUCAGACAUCUGUUUUUUGUAUGGCAUGUUAUCUCAUUAUGACUUGCAAUGAUGUUUUGUUUUGGUUGUGGUUC
This is a messenger RNA of Andrographis paniculata, 688 nucleotides long. Its product is annotated as 60S ribosomal protein L32-1. Gene Ontology annotation, biological process: translation. The coding region runs from base 97 to 498 and encodes 133 amino acids. NCBI's taxonomy places the organism in Eukaryota, Viridiplantae, Streptophyta, Magnoliopsida, Lamiales, Acanthaceae. The transcript has 4 exons. Gene Ontology annotation, cellular component: ribosome; cytosolic large ribosomal subunit. The record is from RefSeq and is a predicted model, not a curated record. Gene Ontology annotation, molecular function: structural constituent of ribosome.